AUGAGUGUAGAUUAUCUGCUCCAUGAGAGCCCUGUCGGCUAUGCCGUCUUCAAGGUUUCUAUCCAGCCAGACACCAUUGGCAGUCGCCUCGCAGAAGUACAAAAGGCUGUACAAGACCUCGACAAGUUCGGAAAGACUGUAGAGCUCGUCGGUCUUGCGCCCUUCCAAGGCACUCAAGAUGCGCUCGCCGAAAUCAACGACGUCUCCGAGGGCAUCAUGUCCGAUUUCCUCAAGGCAACGCUCGAGACGAACCUGCCCAAGGCCGGAAAGAAGAAGACAAUUACACUUGGUGUGAGCGAGAAGAACCUCGCGGGUAGCAUCAAGGCCGCUUUCCCCAACCUCGCCUGCGAAACUAGCGACACGUCCGAGGUCGUGUCUGACUUGCUCCGUGGUCUGCGCCAACACAGCGGCAAGCUGAUCAAGCAACUACAGCCUGGCGACAUUGACCGCUCUAUUCUCGGUCUGGGACACGCCUACUCCCGUGGAAAAGUCAAGUUCAGCGUCCAGAAGCAGGACAACCACAUCAUCCAAGCAAUCGCAACGCUCGACCAGGUCGACAAGGACUUGAACACCUUCUGCAUGCGCCUUCGCGAACUGUACGGCUGGCACUUCCCCGAACUCGCCAAGAUCUUGAACAGCAACGAACAAUACGCCAAGGUGGUUUUGAAGAUUGGCGACAAGUCGAAGCUGAGCGACGACGAUCUGCACGACCUCGCGGCAGUUGUCGAUGAUGAUGAGAGCGUGGCGCAAGCCAUUGUGCGAUCAGCAAGAACCUCCAUGGGACGUGACCUUUCUGAGGCCGACAUGGAGAUUGUCAUGAACUUCGCCACGAGGACAGCUUCCUUGGCCGCGUACCGUAAGCAGCUCAGCAACUACUUGUCAAGCCGCAUGAACCAGGUCGCGCCUAACCUGGCUGCCCUGAUUGGCGAUAUGGUCGGCGCAAGGUUGAUUUCCAAGGCUGGUUCCCUAACCAACCUCUCUAAGUACCCUGCAUCUACUGUCCAGAUUCUUGGUGCAGAGAAGGCCCUUUUCCGCGCUCUCAAGACCAAGGGAAACACUCCCAAAUACGGUUUGAUCUACCACAGUUCAUUCAUUGGCCGCACAGGUCAAAAGUCAAAGGGAAGGAUCUCACGUUUCCUCGCCAACAAGUGCUCGAUUGCUUCCAGGAUCGACAACUUCUCCGAGACUCCCACGUCCAAGUUCGGUGAGGCUCUGAAGCGUCAAGUUGAUGAACGCAUCGAAUUCUACGCAUCUGGUGCUCCCCCUUCUAAGAACGCAGCUGUCAUGCAAGCCGCAAUGAACUCGGUAAUGACCGACAUUGGCAUCGAAGACCCCACUGCAGGCGCUAGUGAGGAUGUCGAGAUGGCUGAUGGAGUAACAGCGGCUGCUACUGAGCAGGCUGUGCGCAAGGAGAAGAAGGACAAGAAGGACAAGAAAUCUAAGAAGUCCAAGGACGUCGAGGAGGAUGCUUCUGAGAAGAAGUCGAAGAAGGACAAGAAGCGGAAACAUGCCGACGAGGAGGUUAGCGACAAGAAGAAGAAGAAGAGCAAGGCGUGAUCGCACCCAUGAAAACAUGUAUAUGUACUGGCAUGCGGUAUCGGCGUUCUUGAUGUGUCGGAGUUUCCGGAGUUGAUUGUACGAGUUCUGGUUUUCAGGCUGGACAUGGGCUAUGAGUUCGCGCACCAUCCACGCCUGGCGGAUGGUCUUGCAUAUAUCCUCGAGCUGUGAUUUAAGUUACAAAAGCAUGAUCCUUUCAACCAUGUAGGGUAUAUCACGUG
Molecule: messenger RNA, 1778 nt
Organism: Pyrenophora tritici-repentis Pt-1C-BFP
Lineage: Eukaryota; Fungi; Ascomycota; Dothideomycetes; Pleosporales; Pleosporaceae
Product: Nop multi-domain protein
Cellular component (GO): box C/D methylation guide snoRNP complex; small-subunit processome
Molecular function (GO): snoRNA binding
Source: RefSeq, a predicted model, not a curated record